UGACAAACGACGCUCCCUUUGUGGUUGCAACAUUCUAUCGCAAUGUCUGGGUUAUGAGCAAUGAUGAAUGAGAAGCACAUAGAUGGUCUCAAUAGAUACAAGGGUAGAUCGGGUGUUGGGGAGAAAAAGUGGAAAUGGCGUUGUCUGGCUGAAUUCUCUCAGGUGCCGAUGCUCUUCAAGGUGUUGGCGAGGGUCUGCGCCCCAGGAUUGCGGGCUGUGGCGCCUGGGGUUGGCGGCAGCGUCUCAAGCGGCGCAUUGUGCUCGAUCGCCGCGUCGCCGUUGGUCUUGCUGCCGCCGGCGCUCUGAUAGUUGCACGAGUUCUUGGGCGCGGGGUCGACGCUGCCGAGCGUACAUUCGGCUUGCCUCUGAAACAGUUCGGACAGUGUGGCGAUCGUCCUGGGAACGUCCUCGUGCAUCAGCUCGGCGUCAAACACCGGACCAUGGAAACAUGACUCUGAGCCUAUCGGUAGCUGCACAAAGAAAACGGUCUAUGCGUGCUCCGUUUGCGCCGAACUUGACUUCGUACAAGCUAUGCUGCUUUACCACAUCCCGCGCCGCAUCAAGAGUGAAAGGCUGCGCGUGGCGGUACCUCCAUUACAGCCUUAAUCAUAACCCUCCGUGACGCCAGGCGGUCCGCUGCUGCGGCUUUCUUGACGACGACAUGAGCCUGCACUAUGGCAGCCUCAAGCGUCUCGGGGCUCAGUGACGACAGCUUACCCGUCGGGAACGCAAGCGGUGACGAGGUGA
Molecule: messenger RNA, 747 nt
Organism: Tilletiaria anomala UBC 951
Lineage: Eukaryota; Fungi; Basidiomycota; Exobasidiomycetes; Georgefischeriales; Tilletiariaceae
Exons: 1
Coding region: 83-622 (179 amino acids)
Source: RefSeq, a predicted model, not a curated record